Messenger RNA from Hordeum vulgare subsp. vulgare (domesticated barley), 1388 nucleotides. RefSeq names its product BTB/POZ and MATH domain-containing protein 1-like. Gene Ontology annotation, molecular function: protein binding. The transcript has 2 exons. Lineage: Eukaryota; Viridiplantae; Streptophyta; Magnoliopsida; Poales; Poaceae. The record is from RefSeq and is a predicted model, not a curated record. Gene Ontology annotation, biological process: protein ubiquitination. The coding region runs from base 99 to 1175 and encodes 358 amino acids.
CGCCGCCACCGCCGCCGCCAUCUCCGUCGGAUGCCUGAAGAUUAGCACGCGGCGCCGCCGUCAAAUCGAUUCUUUCUUCCACGGCCCGCGGCCACGAGAUGGGGGCAUGCAAGACGGCGUCUACGUGUUCCCCGGAUGAGGCUCAAGGUACACAUGUGUUCAAUAUCUUGGGUUACAGCAAGCACAGGGGCAUGGGCAGCAAACACGAUUGCUACAUAAGAUCCAAGAGUUUCACUGUCGGCGGCCUCGACUGGGCCAUCCGCUUCUACCCUGAUGGUCUCGAAACGCAAGACCACAUCUCAGUUUAUCUCGAGCUUCUGAGCAAGAGGACUAAAGUACGGGCAUCUUGCGACCUGAGGCUUGUCGAUCAGUGCACCGGAUUAUCGUCUUCCGUGCAUAAAACAGGGCCUAGGCUUUUCAGUUUCGAUGAUUCCACUCGGUUUGCUCCACAGUUCUCCGAGUUGAAAAAACGAAGCGAGAUCGAGGGUGAGGGGUCAGUCUACCUUAGGGAUGAUCGCCUGACCAUCGAAUGCAUGGUCACUGUUAUGGAAAAGCCGCAUGUUGCUGAUACCAAACCAUUCCCCAAGAUCGACGUGCCGCCUUCUGACAUGACUGCGGACGUUGGCAGGCUGCUGGAAGAAAAGGAGGGGUUUGAUGUCACUUUCAUUGUUGGAGGAGAGACCAUUGAAGCGCAUAGGUUUGUUCUUGCUAUGCGGUCGCCUGUUCUGAAAGCAGAGCUCUAUGGGCCGAUGAGGGAGGCGAGGCCGGGGCAGUACAUAACCAUCGAGGACAUGCAACCUGCCGUUUUCAAGGCCCUGCUCCAUUUCAUAUAUACAGACUCUUUGCCUAGAGACACGGAUCUUGAGGGACAUAAGGACACUGACAUGGUCCAACUUUUGCUAGUGGCUGCAGAUAAAUAUGCAUUGGAGAGGCUCAAGCUGGUUUGCCAAAGCAUCCUUUGUGAGGGUCUCAACGUGGACACCGUGGCAAUGACAUUGGCUUUAGCUGACCAACAUAACUGCCACAAGCUUAAGGAUGCUUGCCUUGAAUUUAUGGAAAUCUCAGAUGACAUGGAUGCUGUGGUGGCAACCCAAGGCUUCAAGGAUCUCAAGGCGACCUGCCCAUCUCUCAUAGUGGACGCGUUGGAGAAGAGAAGAAAGUUUCGUAAAGCAUGAGCAGCUACAAUGGUAGAACUGCAAAAUCAUAUAAACUGCUUGUAGGUAUUUGAAAAAUUUCUCGUACCCACUUGCCAUAGGGAUGGCAAGCUCAAUGUUAGAUGGAUCUAAGGGUUAAUUCUCAAGUGAUAUGAAUGAUGUGAAAGUUCUCUCAGAUCAACCCAGAUUUGUGUUCAUCACAUUGCUGAUUUUAUCAGGAGUGCUUCCCUGCAA